AUGGAAGGAACAGACAACGUACUUAAUACACCAAGAGAUAUUACAGAAGAAGAAAAGGAGAAAAGAGAACAAAAGAAUAAAAGAUGGAUUAUUGUCCAACAACAAGCAUUUACUCAUUGGGUGAAUGAAACAGUCCAACAACGAGGAAUGACAGUCAACGAUAUAAGUGUUGACUUUAAAACGGGGAUUGUAUUAAUUAAUUUUUUUGAAUUAAUUUCUAAGAAAAUCUUAAGAGAAAGAUAUAAUCAUGCACCAAAGAAUAGAAUUCAAUGUAUUAAUAAUUUACAUUGUGCAUUAACAUUUAUGGAAAGAGAUAUGUUAGUUAAAAAUCCAGGAUGUUCAGCAGAAGAUAUUAUUGAUGCGGAGAAAUAUGGGAAUAAAUUAAUAUUAGGAUUAUUAUAUACAUUAUAUAGAAUUUAUCGUAUGAAUCCAGUUGAUUUAGUUGGAAGCGAGAAUGGGAAACCAUUACGAGAAGAAGAUGCACUUUUAGCAUGGGUUAGACAAACUACAGAAGGAUAUGCAGGAGUUAAUAUUAGUAAUUUUAGACAUUCAUUUAAUGAUGGGAAAGCUAUAUUAGCGUUAUGUCAUGCAUAUACACGAUUAACAGGAGAGAAUGGAUUUGAUUAUGAAGAAAUAGCAAAUAAAACAGCAGAAGAAGUUUUAGAAUAUGGGUUUGAUUUUGCACAAAAAAAGAUGGGAAUAGAUAGAUUACUUGAAGUAGAAGAAGUGAAAGAAGGAGAUAUUGAUGAAAGAGCACUUGCGAUUUAUGCGUCAUUAUUCCAUCAUGCAUUUAAAACAUUUAAAGAACUUCAAGCUAUGAAAAAUGAAUUAGGGAAUGCAUCAGGAGAAUUACAAAUGCAAAUGAAAAGUAAAAAUGAUUUAAUUAAGAUGAAUUUAGAUAUGAAGAAAGAGAUUGAAGAAAUGAUUGAAAAGAAAGGAUUAAUGCAACAAGAAUUAGAUUCGUUGAAUCAACAAAUUGAAGAAGUUAAAGGAAUGAAUGAGAAUAAAGAAAAAGAAAUAGAAGAGAUUGAAAGAAAAGAAAAAGAAUAUAAAGCAGCGAUAGAAGAAUAUAGUCAUAAAAUAGAAGAAUUAAAUAAGAAAAAUGAAGAAUUAAAUUGCAAAAUAGAAAAUUUAGAAAAUGAACAUCAAAAAGAUGAUGCUAAGAAAAGUAUAUUACAAGAAGAAUUAAAAAAAUUAAAAGAAGAAUUAGAGAAAUUAAAUAAAGAAAUUCAAGUAGAACAAGAAUUAAAGAAUGGAGCAGAUAUUACAAGUAAAUUUGAAGAACAAUCUAAAGCAAAUAAGAAAUUAGAAGAAGAAGUAAUGGAAUUAGAAGAAGAAAUGGAAGAAUUAGAUGGAGUAUCGAAAAAUUUAAGAAAGAAUUUAGAGGAUAUAGAAAAAGAAAAGAAUGGAUAUGGGGAUAGUAUAAAUGAUAUUUGUAAAGAAGCCGAAAAUUAUAGUGGAGCACUUGGUAUAUUAAAGAAACAAUUAGAACUUCAUGCUGAAGAUUUACAAAGAUGGUCAGGAAUGUUAGAAGGAAAAAGUGAUGUAGGAGAUGUUGAAUCUAUUGUUAUGAAAUUAAAAGCGGAUAAUGAAGAAAAAAGUGCACAAGAAAGAGUAGCUAUUUAUCUUGCUAUGUUACAAACAGAAAAUGAAGAAAUGGAGAAAUUAUAUAAAACGAAAAUAGAUGAAAUGAAUGGAGUAGGAGAAGCAAAAAAGAAGAAACCAGUUGCUAAAAAACCAGCAGUUAAGAAAUAA
Messenger RNA from Entamoeba histolytica HM-1:IMSS, 1755 nucleotides. Its product is annotated as cortexillin II, putative. The transcript has a single exon. Gene Ontology annotation, cellular component: cell projection; cell junction; plasma membrane. Bases 1 to 1755 code for a protein of 584 amino acids. Gene Ontology annotation, biological process: actin cytoskeleton organization. Gene Ontology annotation, molecular function: actin filament binding. NCBI's taxonomy places the organism in Eukaryota, Evosea, Mastigamoebida, Endamoebidae. The record is from RefSeq and is a predicted model, not a curated record.